Phragmites australis (common reed) is the source of this 3202-nucleotide messenger RNA. RefSeq lists its product as uncharacterized. Lineage: Eukaryota; Viridiplantae; Streptophyta; Magnoliopsida; Poales; Poaceae. Gene Ontology annotation, biological process: sesquiterpene biosynthetic process. The coding region runs from base 1343 to 2896 and encodes 517 amino acids. The transcript has 3 exons. Gene Ontology annotation, molecular function: cyclase activity. The record is from RefSeq and is a predicted model, not a curated record.
CCACAAUCGUCGGGAAGGGGAUCCCGAAAUUUUCUUGCUUUCUCCGGUCGUCCCCUUCGCCGUUGCCCUGCCAGUGCGGAAUCCGCGACCAUGCCCACUCGUCGUCGAGAAGACCAGCAAGAUUCAGCCGCGGAGUGCCGGAGACCUGGAGCCUUCGAGCGAUAGCUUGUUGAGAUCAUUAAUGGAACCAGUGAUCUUGGAGACGCGUGCUCUCUUCCCUUCCCUGGUAGUGACCGGUAGCCAAUCUUGUGGUGCCGGCGUGCCGCCUCGGUGCCCUCGUGCACGCACGGUGACCGCCGGUUUCGUCUGACCGGGGAACAUUGCUUCGUGAGCACACUGCGCAGCUCACUAGCAAUACACCACGCCUCCCAACAUUGACUGGUUCUCUCUGGUGUACAUAUCUUGGGCAGACACUAGAAAGUUGCUUUGGAGUGAUGUCAGCUGUGUGAAGCUGCCAAAGUAACUGCUUUGCUCGUGGACUAGACUUCGAUGGCGAGAUGGUGCCGUCCAAUAAAUCAAAGUCGACAGCUUCCGGCCUAAGGAAAGCUUCCGUUUCCGUUUCUGAAGUCAAAUUAUCUGACGCCGGUGUCAUUCGUCAGGAUUCGAAGGUCAGGAUACUUCGAUUCUGCUGGGCUCCGGGUUCUGACCAAUCGAGCAGCUUUCGAUCGAAAUCCUUCUUGGCGCUGCUUGAUCUGGUUCAGUUUUCUGCCUCCGAGAGGUAUUUUCGUUCUAUGACUUGGGUAUGUUUUCUGGAGUGUAUGUGUCUGUGAGACUCAUGGAUCUGGUAUGGUUUCAUUUGCGCCUAUGCUUUUGAGGCAAUUCGUAGAUAUUGUUUAAUUCAAAAGGUUUCAUAUCUGGAGUUAAAAUGGAUUUGCUUGUAUGCCGAAUUAGGAUUUGUUUUUAAAAAAUCACUUUUGCAUCAUAUAUUUAGUUGAGUCACAUGAAAUAAUUCUGCAAUCAUCAGUGUCGAUAUUUACUACCUGUCUUCUCAUAUGCAUACAAAUCCAGAAUAAAAUGGAUGGCAUGAGCGUGAGUAUGAAUUUGCGGAAAUCAUUGAAUCUAGUAGUUCACUGGGUUUAAAUUAAAAGCCAAUUCCAUAUUCUGCUCUAGUCUCAUAGGCACAUUCUAGUUACAGUAAUUUAUGUGAUGUGUCUGAAGCUGUCUCUCCAUGAUAUAUGCAGUUACAUUUUGCGCAUAUUCGAACUACCUGAAAUCAGAAGUCGAGGGCUCUAACUCUCUUUUUUCACAUAUACAACAGAAUGCUGCAAUUCUUUUGACAGUCAGAUCCGAGUUGAUUAUAUAUGUCCUUGCGUAAGCGAAACUACAAGUGCAAGUUUCAGUCAUGUCAGAAACGGUUCAAAAUAUCAUUAAAGACGAGAUAGAAGAUAUGACAUUUUCAGAUCCAAAUUCACCUAUUUUGACUGAAUAUCAUAUCACGGUUCCUACUCUUCAUGAUGGGCUAAUGGAUGGGACAGCCCAUCAUGAGCGACGGCUCCUCAAUUUCCUGAAAGCCACUCCUUCGGUGCAAUGGCUAAAGAAAAUCAAUCUUUGUUCCCCACUGACAAAUGUUCAGCUGCCAUCUACUGGUGUCCAUCGCUAUCUUCAUGUUCACUUCAUCAGAAGAAUAAACUGGAGUUCAGUCUUCACCGUAUGCAGGAAAUGGCUCAAGCAUCCUCUGAACAUUGCUCUCCUAAUAUGGCUGCUCUGUGUCGCUUCCUCUGGUGCCAUGUUAAUCUUGCUUAUGUUAGGGCUCCUGAACAUGGCAUUCCCUUCCAAGUUCUUGAGAAACCACUGGAUAGAGAUUGACAACCAAAUCCUUAAUGCCCUCUUCACUCUCAUGAGCAUAUACCAGCACCCAAAUCUCAUCCACCACAUUGUUCUCCUUUGCCGGUGGCAGCCAGAGGACGCAGCCGAGCUCAGGAAAGUUUACUGCAAGGAUGGGGUGUGUCGUCCCAAUGAGCGAGCACACAUAUCCUUUGUGGUGGCUCUCCUUCACAUCACUUGCAUAUGCCAGUAUGUCGACUGUAGCCUGUACUGGGGCUACCCCAGAAUAUCACGCUCUGAGUUUGCUGACAACUUCUUCUUCAUCCUAGGCAUCGCUGCACCGGUCUUUGCCGGAGUGUACACAGUGUACAGCCCUCUUGGCAGAGACUCCGAUGCUUUGUCUGAUGAAGAAACCAAAGAACCAGACACGGUUCAAGUCUUGUUGACAGAAACAAGAACUGUGGUAAGCAAUCCCGCGUGGGCAGGGGGACCCUUUGACUGCAGUGAGGACCCCACAGUAUGCUACCUAUCUUUUCUGUGCACGUUCUGUGUGUUCGGUUGGAACAUGGAGAGGCUUGGGUUCAGCAACAUGUAUGUGCACACCAUCAUGUUCCUGCUGCUGUGCGUCUCACCAUUCUGGGUGUUCAACAUCACAGCGCUCAACAUCCACGACUACGUUCUUGGUGAUGUCAUCGGUGCUGCUGGCAUCAUGUUGUGCUUCUUUGGCCUGCUGUACGGGGGUUUCUGGAGGAUCCAGAUGAGGAAGAAAUUUGGGCUGCCCAGAAGCAGGUGGUUCUGUGGAUCAGCCUCAUUGACAGACUACAUGCAAUGGCUGUUCUGCUGGCCAUGCGCGCUUGCGCAGGAGGUGCGCACAGGAAACCUAUAUGAUGCAAAGGAUGGCAACUUCUAUGAGAAACCAAUGGACGGUGGUGAUGUGGAGAGUGGGUCAGGAUCAAUGGUUACGACGGAAUUGCUGGUCUCUAUGGGAGUAGAAGAGGGGAAUGGUACUGGUGUCGAACUCUCGGUGGAUGGUGAAAUGAUCCCACCCACUCAACCUUUAAUAGAGUUUGAGGAGAGGGAAUGCACUGAUGCAGAAAUUGUGGUGAAUGGUAGCAUCCAGCUCAAAAGCUAACCCAUAGCUGAAGGAUGAUUUGAUUUUAUGGUAUGUAGAAGUAGCCGAAUCAAGCUUCCUUCUUCUUUUUGGUUGACAUCAUCUUUCGAUAUUAUUCUCUUCUUUUGCCAAUUUCUGUUCAGUUGGCAUCUAUUAAUCCAUUUUUUGCAAUUCAACUAAUGUAAUAGAUGUCAUUUUAGCUGUUGUAUGUUAAACAGAAAAAUGGAAUGUGAAUUGUUAUAUUGAUAGCAGAAGUUUAAACUAAUGCAAUAGAUGUCAUUUUAGCUGUUGUAUGUUAAACGGAUAAAUGGAAUGUGGAGUUGUUAU